AUGGUCAGUCUAGGGGUUGCCGAGAAUCUACCGUCUCGUAUUGAGACGUCGAUGGGACAAAGCAGGUCGUUACGAAACACUGCGUUAUGGUAUCCCGAAAUUCCCAACCCCGCCUUGUAUCUGAAUGAGGAUUCCUUUGCGGGUGAAGAUGCUUCUUCUGGUAGAUAUCAACCGUUGUGCUGGACUUUGUUUGGAGGCCCUAGUGGUACUUUUCUUCGAUCUCUGACCGAAAUCUCCGUCACCUUCUUCGGGUCUUUGUGUGGCAUCGAAUUCCAUUAUAACACAGAGGACGUCCCGGUCGAACGUCGCAAGCUAGGCCGUCGCAAGUCCACGGAAUAUGCACAAGUCAUGCACUUUCCCAUUGACGGCCCCGGAGGGGAAAUUAUCGAGACGGUUGAGGUUAAUUUUGUCGAUCUUGGAAGCUUGUAUGGCGAACCCGCAAAAAGCUUCUACGGACACGAGAAAUUGAGGCUGCGGUACGCGGACCCUGACCUCCCCACCAAACUCACCCCCCCAACAACGCUCACCCUCCACCCAGGCAAACUCAGCUCCGCGAUCCUCCAAGGCAUCCUCGACUCCCUCACCAACAGCAAGCCCACCGACUUCCGACCCCCCUCCCCCAUCCCCGGGACCACCGACACUCAAUCCCCACCGUCCAACCCCGCCAUCAUCACGCCCACAUCCCUCACCGCCUGCGUCCACCGCCCGAGCAGCGCGGCGCUGCUGAGCGCCAAAUUCUCCCACGAUCCCCUCGUCACCGUCCUCGCCGACCAAAACGUCCUCGGCGCCCAGCGCGGCGACGUCGUCAUCCUCGGCGUCGAACCCCACGCCUACCGCCCCGUGCUCGCCGCGCCUGGCAUGGCCGCCGCGCUGCGCGGGAAGACGCUCGUGAGCGUCGUCGGCGGCGUGCCCGCCGCGAAGCUGUACGGUGCGAUAUACCACGGCACGGGGGAGGAGGAGGAGGGGGAGGGGGAGGGGGAAGGGCGGCGAUGCCACGUCGUGCGCGUGACGGCGGGGACGUCAGCCGCGGUGCGGGGAUCCGUGUCGCUGAUCGGCGAGGAGCCCGGUCGCGGACACCCGCCCGCGGCGCUGAACGCCGUGUACUCGCUGUUCAUGCGGGUCGGGCAGGUGAAGAUGUGGCCGGAACACUUGCAGGCGGUGGGUGCGACGAUGACGGCGGGGGGUCUUGCGUUCUUGUCCGUGGCGGUGGAGGGGUUGGUGGAGGGUGCGGUCCGGGAAGGGGUUGAGAGGGGGGAAGCGCUCCAGAUGGCGGCGUCGUGCAUGGUGGGGCUGUCGAAGCUGAUUGCGAGUGGAGAAGCGCCGGGUGAGGUGAGGAACAAAGUCGCGACGCCUGGAGGUGAGUCGAGUGCGUUGAGACAUGAUUCGUGA
Molecule: messenger RNA, 1389 nt
Organism: Letharia lupina
Lineage: Eukaryota; Fungi; Ascomycota; Lecanoromycetes; Lecanorales; Parmeliaceae
Exons: 2
Coding region: 1-1389 (462 amino acids)
Biological process (GO): L-proline biosynthetic process
Molecular function (GO): pyrroline-5-carboxylate reductase activity
Source: RefSeq, a predicted model, not a curated record